Podospora anserina S mat+ is the source of this 1767-nucleotide messenger RNA. RefSeq lists its product as uncharacterized. The record is from RefSeq and is a predicted model, not a curated record. Gene Ontology annotation, biological process: transsulfuration. Gene Ontology annotation, molecular function: pyridoxal phosphate binding; cystathionine gamma-synthase activity. Lineage: Eukaryota; Fungi; Ascomycota; Sordariomycetes; Sordariales; Podosporaceae. The transcript is spliced from 3 exons. Bases 1 to 1767 code for a protein of 588 amino acids.
AUGAACACUCCCCCAUCUACAUGCAGUUCUGGGAAAUCCACGCCGUUGAAAAAAGACAAUGACAGAUCAAGGAUGCAGUCUUUUGCCCUCCCCGUCGACCCGGCAGACCUGCAGUUGGGUGAUCCGCUACCUCCUAAUGACCCGCACGCCAUCUCUGUCCACCUCCCAACCUGGAACGACAGUCUCGGAUGGGUUACGAAAGACCCCUCGGUCUUGCAAGCCAUGAAAACCGGUUACCCGCGCUUCUUCAUACCGAGGGUGGUUGAUCAGUUGGGGCGAAGACUGGCGCGACACUUGGGUGUGGGGGAUGAUGGAGCGCCUAUGAUGUUUGCCUCCAGGACGUGGGCUGAGAUGUUCAGGAGGUACAUGGGUGAGGAGCUUCUCGCGGGUGGUAGAGUGUGGGGAGUCAGGUGGGAUGGUGGAGCGGUUGAUUCAGAUGACGAUGAAACGGGGACUUGUUUGUGGUUGGCGGUUGUUGUAGGGGAGCCCAAGGGUGCUGAGGUGUCUAAAGCACGGAGGUUUUGGCAACACACUGGAUAUGGCAUCUCGAGUCGGAGGGCGGUGUUUUGGUUGGACAGGGCAUCCUUUCUGAAUAGGGGGUCGUGUCGAGAAGGACACGAGUCAGCCAAUGAGAUACAACAGAACGGGUUCCAUUUAGAUGGAGAUACCUGCGGUGGGGCCUCUGUUGACCAGGCCAAGCAGGACAUAUCAGACCGGAUUGCAGGUCUGCUAUCCGAUGGAGACAUGCUUCUUAGGAAAGAUCAACCAGAACGGAUUCAGGGACUUCAUUGGGGAGCGGAGAUAGCAAGAAGCCCAACGUGGCUGUUUUUGGGCAAGUUCCGUUGCAAUCCUUCUACCUACCCAAGAUGUUGUGGUCGUCUAACCUGUGACAGAUUUCUCUACGUCGAUACGAUCAAAGUGCUGGAGCGAGUACACAACUGUCAAGUCACGGUCUACGGGUAUUCCUACGCCGAUACAGAGCGAUUCGAGCGUCGACUACAUAACGGCGAACAGUUCCACGCUGUCUUUACCGAGUUCACCGGCAACCCUCUGUUACAAUCGCCCCACCUCGAACGAUUAGCCUUUUUGCGAAAAUCGUUUUCUUUUGUUCUGGUCGUGGACGACACCGUGGGAACGGCCGCUUGCCUGCGUGUUUUGCGAUAUUGCGAUGUGGUCUGCACCAGUCUGACAAAGAUGUUCAGCGGAAAGUGUAAUGUCAUGGGCGGUUCACUUGGCCUCAAUCCCCAUUCAACGCUGUACACGAGUCUCAGAGAGGGUCUACACAACCGACAACAGCGUCAGAAGGACGUGUGGUAUUGGGAAGAUGUUUUGGUGAUGGCCGAAAACUGUCAAAGCUUUGAGGAGAGAAUUCAGGUUGCCAGUGAGAAUGCUUUGGCUGUGGUUGAGUUAGUGCAAGAAAGUUUGGUGGUCAAGAAGGUUUAUUAUCCGUCAUUGGGAGACACGAGGCGGUAUGAUGCUUACAAGCGGCCUGGUGCGGGAUAUGGCUUUUUGCUAAGCGUUACAUUCAAGAAAAAAGAGGAGGCUGUGGCGUUUUACAACGGGCUGAAUGUUGCCAAGGGGCCAAGCCUGGGGACAAACUUUACGCUUUGUUGUGCGUAUACACUACUGGCGCAUUACAACGAGUUGGAUAGAGCAGCUGAGUUUGGAGUAGAGGAGUGUUUGGUGCGGAUCAGCGUUGGGGUUGAAGAAAAGGGUUGGCUGUUGGGAAGGGUCAAAGGGGCGUUGGAGGCUGCCAGUCUUGUUUGA